Molecule: messenger RNA, 7765 nt
Organism: Triplophysa rosa
Lineage: Eukaryota; Metazoa; Chordata; Actinopteri; Cypriniformes; Nemacheilidae
Gene: baxb
Product: BCL2 associated X, apoptosis regulator b
Exons: 9
Coding region: 364-984 (206 amino acids)
Biological process (GO): extrinsic apoptotic signaling pathway in absence of ligand; intrinsic apoptotic signaling pathway in response to DNA damage; mitochondrial fusion
Cellular component (GO): mitochondrial outer membrane
Molecular function (GO): protein homodimerization activity; channel activity; protein heterodimerization activity
Source: RefSeq, a predicted model, not a curated record
AUUAAAGUACCUCAAAAAGGAUCGAAGUUUCGUCUUUGCAACAUGGUCAUAUAAAACCAUUCACACCAUAAACUCGAUAAACUAUGGGACUGUGACCUUUUAGUACAGUUUACUCGCUCCUAUCAACACUGCGUAAAAAAUGCGCAGAACUUACCAGUUACUCAGCGCUUCACAUAAGAGACAUCUGAUGGGUAUUUGCGCUGGGUGGAGUGCAGGAAGGCCAUAUCUUUACAGGAAAAAGUUGGCAGUACUAAAGUAAAGUGGGCUUUUAUCUGCAUUUCCCCUCUCACACCGUAAACGUAUUGUGUGGUUUACAUUAGUUAUUUGUUAGAUACUGUAUUUAUUUACUUCAUUCAGUUUGAUAUGGCUUGCGAAGGUUCGCAAGAUGAUCAGAUUGGAGAAGCUCUCUUAAAAGGGGUGGUAAGACAUCAGGUGAUGAACGUGGCAACAGAAGGAAAUGUGACUCCCCUCUCCAUUCUCGAAGUUCGGACAAUAAGUAACAGUCAAGAUCAGAAGCUUGUUGAACAGUUGGCAGAGACCAUCAAAGUGAUCGGUGACAAACUUGAUCAGGAUACAGAAUUUAACGAUAUGAUUGAUGGCUUAGUUAAAGUGUGUGAUAAAAGCAGUUUCUCGAAACUUGUGGAAAAAGUUUUUAAAGACGAACAGAUCAACUGGGGAAGAAUUGUAGUGCUGUUCUACUCAGUUGGAAAACUUGCUGCAAAGAUGGUCCUUGCACAUUUACCCAGAGUUGUUUCUGAUAUUCUGACUUUAAGUCUGGAUUACUUUAGGAGGCAUCUGUUGGAUUGGAUUUGCAAAAUGGGAGGAUGGAUAAACAGUAUCCCCGCCCUUGCCCGUUUCUCCAUCGAGCGGUUUUCUGGUUCUUCGCAGAGUUCUUGUUCUUUAAUUUUUGGAGCUGUGCUGACCUUCACCAGUGGUGCACUUCUUGGAGCUCUUAUCGUCUGGAGACAUCACAAAACCAGUUAAGAUAGACAGAAUGGAGCAAUCACAGCAGAAGAAUCUUUAAGACCAUGCAUGUUGUGAAAUUUAAUUAAGAUGAUUUGCAGUGUGAUCUUGUAAUAUUUAUCUUUAUAUAAAUGCAGAAUAAUGCUCAUUUAAUUUGAUAUGUAUUUAUGUUAUUUUUGUAAAACAUUUAAUCUGGUUGUGAUAUAUGAGUGUUUUUCGUUUGGAUCAGGACAGAGUAGUUGACAUAGGUACUGUAUACUUUAGAAAAAAAUAUUUUUGUGUAGCUUCUUAUAUUAAAAUGUGUAUGAUCAUUCAUUCUUUUUUGUGUGUGUGUGAUUUUCUUUCUAUAUAGUCAUCCUAAAAUGUUUGAGCUUUGCCUCUGGAGACCUAGGCCUUUUGUAAGAUUUUAUUAGACCUGUUACGGACACGGUUAUGGACUUUGUAAUAUUGUCUUUUCUGUAGGAAUGUGUAUAUCAUUCACGGUGCUGUAUUGCUUUACUGUUAGUAAAUACAAAUCCACACAAAAUAGAACAUUAGCAAAACUGAGAUUCUAGAUAAUAGUAGCCUAUUCAUGAAUAAGGUUCUUACCCAAAUAUGGUUUGCAUCUGGGAGCAACUCCCACCACGUUUUUUUUUUGUUGCCAAAAAACAACUGUUAACUACUGCUUAUUGUUUGUGUUUUUCCCUGUAUGUGUGGCCUAAGUGGUGCAUAUUUGUGGUUGUGGUAGCGGGAACCAUAUAGUAUAAGGAAAUAACAAAUGACUAUAUGUGCCUUUCCACGAAGCAAAGUAGCGUAAUGUUUCGCUUUCUUUUUCGCUUAGCUUGACACUAGCAGUCAAGAUACUGUGCAGACCCGGAACUUUAAUCUUUCAGCUAGAGUCUAGACUUACCAAGCCUUACUCUUGAAACCUUCUAAAAGUUUAUUUCACGCUGUUUAAGUUGUGGUCUAUUGAGGUUUGUACAGGACCAAUAUAUAUCUAUAUAUAUAUAUAUAUAUUGAUUUCUAAAUCGACGUACCUGAAGACCAAGGAGGGAAAUACUGGGGUCAUGACAGGUAACGUAGGUUAACGUUAACUUAUUCGGCUCUAAAUACCGAAACCAUUAUUUCUUAUGUAAAGUAUUCUAAAAAUCCAGUAGUGAUAUUUUCUUUGGCAUGUUUUAGAGGUGCAAUUUUCAAAGAAUCUUGUACUUAGGUAAGUUUCACUUUCUCCGCAUCGCAAUGUUUUUUAAGUUGACAGUUUGGUUCACUUCUACUGAUUUUUGCAAGUUAAAGUAUUUAUUUCUUUUUAGUAAUUUUGUUGUUUGUCUAUUAUUAAAAUGAAAGGUGUCGCUGUUUGUGUUUAGAGCAAUGCGGGAUGAGGUCCAGAGGCAGGGCGCGUGUGUACAGCCUCUUCCAGAGCCGCAGCCGCUGAAUGAUGAGCAGGAGCAACUACUGGGUCAGAUGGCCGAAGUCAUCCGGUUCAUCGGGGACGGUCUCGAUCGGGACCCAAAAUUCAAUAACAUGGUUGAUGGAUUUGCACGUGUGGCUGACAGAAAGAGUUUCCAGAAACUUGUAGAUCACGUUUUCGUUGAUGACAUUACCUGGGGAAGAAUUGUUACUCUGAUCUGUCUUGUUGCAAAAUCUAUUGUAAAGAUGCUUACUGUAGUCUCAAGAAUUGUGUCUUGGACAUUGGAUUACUUCAAUGACAGGCUACUGCACUGGAUCUGCAAUCACGGAGGAUGGGUAAAUAGUAUCUCUUCCUUGGCUUGUUACUCUUUUGAGAGAGAUGCUGCAUCUUCAGCCAGCUUGAUCUCACCUGCCUCUGGACUGUUCUUUAUCAGUGGACUUCUGCUAGGUGGAUACAUCGUCUGGAGAAUGAACAGAUGCGCCUGAGGGUGGUUAAUAGAGGAAUGUAGAAGUAAAAAAAGAGCUGCUAAAGGAUGCAGGAAGUUACAAACCAAAACAAUGCAAAGUUAGUUUGGAGACCAAAAACAGACACACAUUUACCACAAAUGAGAUAAUAGUAGUGUAUAUAUAUGAAAUUAUUUUUAAUUGGAAAAGCUGUAUAUUGUGUCUGAAAAGAUGACAAGUAUAUCUAACAUAUUGAGAUUUUUUUCUGAUCAGAUAAGAACUACAAGAAAUGGUUCUUUGAGUCAGUGCAGAAGAACAUUUUAAAUAAUAAUGUGAUUAUUUUUUCUUGCAUUUAAAAAUGAAGAGACUUUAAAAUACUAACCAGCAAAACUUAAAAUGUCAUGAAAUGUAGUACGAAGACUGUUUACUGUAAUUUUGGUGGCCGUUGUCUGCCUAACUUUCCUACCUCAUGCCACUGACUGAAAUCCUUGAAUUUUAAAGAACAACAUCAAUUAAAAAAAGAAAACUGGUUGUUUUGCGUCUGCUGAUUACCUACCUUUUCCUUGCAGAAGAAAAAUCACACGUCUAGUUUUUUCUUCUCUUUUUUAAUUGAUCUAGGUUUGCUUAUAAACAUUAACAGGUUAAAAAGAGACGGAAUGCUCAGAGUGUGAUUGUAUAUUUUCCAAAUCUUAAAAUGUAGUGAUAUGUCGAUUAAUAAUGUACUAAGAGAAAACCUGUUUAAUAAUUCCCUAGAACAGUAAGAAAGGCUACUCUCCAAAAAUGUUUGAUGUGAAGGAUAAAUACAUCUUUCUUUUAUUAUUGUCUAACUGCUAUGUUUGAAAUUGUCACAUAAUUGCUGUACUUGCAAUGUUUUGUGUUGGGCUUUAACAAACAGUUGUGAUUCUGGAUUUGUACUCAAACUCUCAUUUUACUGUAUCUCUUUGAAAAAUUCAGGGCGGGGUGUUUCAGAGUAGUUAAUCCCGCUGAAAUGAAAAGCCCGUGCAACAAAGACCCAAUUGUUGGUUUAGUAUUCAAAUACCUGGAAGAUAAAGAAAAAACAUGUAUAACAAUUUUGAUGGUGUUUAAAUUAACACCAAAUUGUGGUUCAAGAACACAGGUACACUCUAAAAAAUAAAGGUGCGUCACGAUGCCAUAGAAGAACCUUUUUCAUUUAAAUGGUUCCAUAAAGAACAUUUAACAUCUGAAGAACAUUUCUGUUUCAAAGGCCUCUUUUACAAAAGACUCUUUGUUCGAAAAAAGGUUCUUCAGAUUAUGAAAAGGUAGGAAAGAGAUGGUUCUUUAAAGAACCUUUGACUGAAUGGUUCUUUGUGGAAACAAAAAUGGUUCUUCUGUGGCAUCGCUGUGAAGAACCUUUUAAGCACCUUUUUUCUUUAAUGUGUAAGGUAAAACAUUAAUAAAGCAAACACAACAUUUAAUUACAAUCAAAAGCUCAGGCUUGUUAUGGUUAAAUGAUCAACCAACCAAAAUACUUAAUACACUUUUGAAUUAACAUCAACAUUUGAAGAAUGACACAGGACACAUAUUGAAAAUUUUGGCAUGAGCUUUUAACAUUUUUAUUGAUUUUUUGAUAACUUUUUCUUUUUAAAUUGGAUUUCAUUUUUCUAAUGGUUUUUAUUUUUUCCUAUCUGUAAUGGAGAAGAUUUGCUCAGUUAGGUUUGCAUUCACGUUCAAACUUUCAUACUUUUAGUAAUAUAACUAUUUUUUUAAGUCUCCGUUUUCACAAACUCUGUUAAAUUAUUACAGUUUAUUAAUUGUUUCUUUAUACAUUUCAAAAAUAUAAAAGGUAAAUAAUAAACAUUCCAUUGAAAUAUAUUUUAUACAGUUCUUGUUAUUUUUAUCUCCUUUUUUAUGACAAUAAAAUUGUAUCCAGCAUCAGUCUUGGUAGCAUAGAACUCAUCCAUUAUUUUGGGAACCUUCUCUUUCUCCUGGCCUCUCUCUCUUUCUUAACUCUCUCUCUCUUUAUCUCUGUCAAAGUUUAUUACCUCGGGGGGUUGUGUAUGGUUAUGGUUGCGCUCAGCAGUAGACACAGCAGCUGCAUAUGCUGUGAUUGAUAGUGCAAUGAAUUCCCCCUUUAAACAAACCCAAAACUCUUAAGUUAAAGCAUAACUAAAGUUAAAAAAAGAAAGAAAAAACAGGUUGUUUCAACAUCAUGUGCCCAGAAUAGAAUAAUGGCUUCACUGACACAUGUGGUUUCAAAUCAACUGCUGCAUUUUUAUUUCAGCUCUGAGUCUGUGGAAGCUCAAGUAUAGCUAAAAUGGCUACCAAGAUACACCAGGCACAGAAUAAACAAACAUUUACAAGCAUAAAAAAUAUACAUAAGUAAGAUAAAAAUGUUUUGGUAUGGCUACAUUAUAGCCAUAACAUAUUUUUGGUACGGCUACAUUUUAAAGAGGACACAUUAAAGAAAACUGUAACAGGUGUUUAGCUGUUCUUUCUUUCUUUCUUUCUUUCUUUCUUUCUUUCUUUCUUUCUUUCUUUCUUUCUUUCUUUCUUUCUUUCUUUCUUUCUUUCUUUCUUUCUUUCUUUCUUUCUUUCUCUCUUUCUUUCUUUCUUUCUUUCUUUCUCUCUCUCUCUCUCCCUCCCUCUCUCUCUCUCUCUCUCUCUCUCUCUUUCUUUCUUUCUCUCUUUCUCUCUCUCUCUCUAUAGGUGCCUUGGAGAGAGAUACAGCAGAGAAGAGAGCCCAGGCGAAAGAGACGGUUACCUCAUUCGGUCCAUUCACAAAUUAUUCACAAGUUAUGUCCUCAUUGUAUUCCAUGCAUGCAUUAUUAUCUUCAAACAACUUCAAACAAUAGGAUAGAAAAACACAAGAACACGAGAUGCAAAAAAGCUUCUUCCUCAAAAAUAGAGAAGGAGAGGGAAGAGAGGAGAGAGAAAUGAAAGGUGGAUGCAAACAGGAAAAGAGUGAAGAUUGAUUCUGGCUUUAUUCUGCUCCUCUCUGAUAUGUUUUGUAUUUGGGUUUCAAGUAAAGGUAUGCAAGUGUCUAGCUGUUCUCGAGGAGAUGUGAGCUCACUCAGCAAGUGCAUGUACGGCCAAAACACACGGGGCACAUUCUCACAUACACUGGAAUUACUCGAGAGAGAGGUUGUGUCCAAUUUACAUACAGAAACAUUCAGGGAACAGUUUCAGGCACACUGGAUUUAAUAUAAGGGAUGAAAUGAACAUGUCCCCCAAUUCCAAAAACGAUGACACUAAACAAUUGGAAACAAAUGGCGUUCCGUCAUUAUUGCUCCUGCUCGGUAAUAUCUAUUUGUGAAACUGUCAAUUCUACAUUAUGAACGACCAGAGAGGCACAUCUCAUCUUAAGCAUUUGCCAAAUGCGUGUGAGAUGCAAAUAAACAUUUCCUACAUAUAAAAUAAACCGGUUUCAAACCAUGGAAGAUUUGGUAACGUGUCCUACAUAUCCACUGACAAGACUAUAUAUGCUUACAUAUAACUGUACAAUUUAAUUUGAAAAGUGCAUGAAUGUCUUCCUGCGUUGCCUAUAUACCGGGCCUCCAAACCGGGCCUCCAAGCGUUUCCAAAAGAUAACCCAAGGAAGGAAAAUCAGUGCACCACUAAAAGCAACACGGCUACUAAAGCUACACGUCUGUCGCACCUUCAAGCUACUUGGAGCAGUUGCUAACAUUUGAAGUGGUUGAAGAAAUAGCUUCGAUGUACACUGCACAAUGCUGGCCCUUGUCUAUGUGGUGAAGAAGCUGCGUCUGUGUCGUUACCCCACUGUCUGGACACACAGCACCAGUAAACAGACACCAGCCAGCUGGCCUGAGGACAUGACAUGUAUGGAAGCUGCUAAGGUCUUGCUUAGGUGUUGCAUAGGUAGUUGCUAAACUAAGUUUGCAUCACAUUUCGAACAGAAUGGAUGAUGAACAUGGACAGAAUAGGAUAAAUACAGUUCAACAUCAUCAUCUCUUGUUUGUGAAACAAACAAAAGUGAACAGGUUUGAUAACAUUGUCAUGUUUACACCACUAUGAUGUAAAAACAGUAAUAAUGAAAUUAUGACCUGCUACCUCCCAGAACAAUGCUGUUUAAUCCUAAAUCCAUUUUAGUAUGGGAUGAAUGGUGCUGGAUUGGUGGGAACGUUCUGGUGUGUUACGUUUGUAUUGUAACAAACUCCUGUGAAUCUUUACAAGAAAACAAUCGAACAAACAAAAUGAAAUGACUGAAAUAACACUCCGUCGACAUCUUGCAAACAUUAACAAUUUUGUACCACCCAACAAAAAAGUGCUGUUAAAUGCUGAUGAAAACAUUCUAAACAAAACAAGCACUACAAAACCAUCUUCUGGUUUCAACUUGUCCUCCUGAGCACCUUUGAUGUUAGAUGUUAGGGCUUGAUAGGACAAUAGUGCUUUGCAAUGUAAGUGCUCAGAGUCUUAAAGUUCACACAAAGCUGAUAUUUAUAAGAUUAAUAUUUGGGUGGACUCAGGCUCACAUUAAUGGAUAAAGCUUUGAUUUACCUACAGAAUAGACGUGGAUUUGUUAUAUUGCAAAUAAACACAAAAUCAUUUCAUGUGGACCCUUCAUGACCUCAAUGAGAAAAUGAAACAAAUCAUGAAAACCAUGAAAAGAAAAAGCUGUGGUGCUACUUAUGGAGGUCAUGACAAGAGACUACAGAAAAGUGACGGGCAGAGCAGAGAGCCAGGAGAGUUCAAGUAAAGAAUGAAACAUCAGAAAGGAGGAGAUGUCUUUUGAAGCCAUGGAAGAAGCGGUCGUUGAAGAAGUUCAUCUCAUUAUUCAGCUAGACUCUGUGGGGUUUGUUAUCCAACAAAACUGUAUGAAUCUUGCAAUCCUAUAUAUUUAUUCAUUAUUCCUUUUUUAUUCAAAAACAAAAUAUAGCCUCUCUCUUUUUUAAAUAUAAUCUUUUUUUUCUAAAUUUAGUAGCAUUUAGCAUAAACUUUUAUUAUUUCCAUUUGAUUUUGUUGUUUAGUCAUUUCAAGCCCUCUAAUUCGGGGU